CCGCCGGGGCAGUGCGGGGCGGCAGCCCCCGGGAGGCGAGCCCGGACCGGCCCCGCCGCGGCCCGCCCGCCCGGGAUGGUGCGCAUGCGCAGCGCGGCGGGGGCCGCAAGCGCCCCGGUUGCCGUGACGACGGCGUCGGCCCCGCGGCGCGGCUGAGCCGGAGCGGGCCGGCAGCCGCCGGGCCCCCGCCGCGGCCCGGCCCGGCCCAUGCCGCGGAAAGCGCUGCUCUGCGUGCUGCAGCUGGACGUCCGCUCGAUAACUUGCCCCGGAGUGCUGCUGAAAGACAAAGAGGAACUUUAUCUCAGUGUGUCUGUACUUGGGCAGUACAAAAAAACUCAAUGCGUCCCUGCAGCAUUUCCACUCUUCUUUCAAGAAAAACUAGUGUUUGAAAAGGCAUUUGCUGAUGUAGUUGAUCCUGGAGACCUUGUGGAGUUACUGGAAAUUGACACAGCAGUACUUGAACUAAUACAGCUUGUUCCUCCAGUAGGAAAAGUUCUAGCUACGUAUGAAGAAAAUACAAGAGACUUCCUGUUCCCUGACCCUAAGCUUACCCACGGGCACCAUGGUUUAGAUCGUGAGAUUUUAAUGAAGAGGUCCUCUUCUUUUACAGGAAUUGCACCAAAAUUGAGAUUUUCUACAAGCUCCCUUAUUACAGAAAGUCUGUUAAGCUCAGGAAGGAGUCAUAUACAGGGUGAUUUGAAUUGGGUACAUCACUCAACCCCAAAUGGAAAAUUGGAAACACAGUUACCAAAGAAAAAUUCUGUUUCACCUGAGAAAAGCAGGCACAACUUAGCAACAAAGAACUACGAGCAGCCUACAAUAGCUUCUAAAUCACGUUCUCCAUCUCCAUACACAAAAAGACGAAUGUGUGAGCUAUCAGAAGAAGCCAGGCAACGACUGGCCCAUUUAAACCUUGGUCCUUAUGAAUUCAGAAGAGAAACCGAUAAACCUCCAUUUGUAGUUAGACGGGUUGAACAAACAAGUCCUGGUAUUAAACUUCAUACCUGGUGUCCCAUGCAAGAAAGCGCAGCGGAAGCCUGGAACAAGGUAGACCAUGAUCCUUCUCUUCUUGGUAGCUACAGACCCAAGAAAGCCAAAGCAAAAUCUACUCAUGGAAAAGACUUUGACAGUUCUGAUGUUUGCAAUGAGGAUGGCAUCUCAGAUCCACUCAACAGACAGUCCCAUUCUGCUGCUUCAUUAGAGCAUUCAGCACCUCCAGCAUUUCAGAAGCAUUCUCUAAGUUCUGUGCUAAAUCGAUCUUCUCUAAGGGAAAGAUUUAGCUCUGGUUGGCCUUCACCAGCAAAUGGAGAUGAGAUCCAUAAAAGAGUGAAAAAUAUUUUAAGGACACACAGUGCUAGACAGCGUCUAAUGUUUGAUGAGAGUAACUCAUCAAAAGGAGACUUGACUAAGACAAGAGAAUCUUCGCAUAGAUCGCUCUUAUCCAUGAGUGAACUGCAGAGCAGUUCACCGGUGCAGCAGAACACUACUGUUCACUUGGAUAAUGGUGAAUACUGCUCUAGUCGUGCAGCUGUGUACAAAGGGAAGCCUCACAGAGCAAUCUUUGAAGAGAGUCUCGAGAAAAUAUAUAGAAACAUGUAUCGAAAAGCUUCUGGCACUGUUUCAGACCAAAAAACACACUCCUGAUAGCAAUUCACCUGGAAAUGCACAGUACACAGUGGUCAUAUUUGUAAUGAAACCUAUUUUUAUGUAACAAAUAUUUGUACUCUAUUUUUAAGGUGUAAUUAUGGUUAGGCAGGGUUUUGGAGAAACGGGGUUUUGGCCUGCCUUGCCAAAAGGAAACUAUUAAUAUCCCACUGCUCUCCCCCGCCCCCCCCCCCAAAAAAAAACCAAACCGAAAAAACCAGCAACUUCACAAUUAAGCAAGAUGGUGUUGCUCCUUUGAGACUACGAAAAGAUAGUCAUUUGAAGACUAAUAGGUCCGCUGGACAUUCGUGUCUGACGUCAACUCAGGUUUCAGCUGCAGCCAAUUUUCAUUAAAUAAUUAAAGCUAUUUAGUAACAUAAACAGAAUUGGUUGAAGAAGCAGUAUGUCCUAGUGUUCAGAGGGGGGGGUCUAAAGAGGAAGGUGAAUGUGAAUGUUGAUUUAAAAGUGUCCCAUCAGGGUCAAAGGGAAUUGUUUUCUAGAAAAUUGCCUUGGAUUGUUUAUUUUUGAGACAGGCAGAAACUCUGAUACUGACCUAUAGACAUGCUUUCGAAGUGGUUUCAAGCACCUUCAGUCACAAAUUUUCUGAUUUUAAAAGAAACGCACCCAUCCCAGCAGCCUCUAUAUCAGAAGAAAGGUUAUCUUUGCACACCCUGUGCAUUUGAAAAUUUCCAGGUUCUCUUGAAUGCAACCAUGACAUUUGCCAAUAUAUUUGUAAUUUUAAAAAAUAUGAAUAAGAAAGGAGUGCAGAGGGGGAAAGACUGGAGCUAGUCAGCAAGCUCUUCAUAUAUCCCGUACAGGCCUUCUGAAGUUCCUGCAUCACAAUCCCACCUAAUUUGGAGCCUGUCCUUCCCAGUCUGCUGGGAUCCUGUUGGCAGAAAUCAUACCGUUUUUGCUAAAGGCCACCAAAUGUUCAUCAGCAGUUCGAUGCUUUCCCUGGGGAUGGAACCUUUUCAGCCUUGCAUUGAACAGAUCCCACAUUAGCAGACCGGGGCAAAUUGCCCAUCUAUUGAAAAGCGGAAUGUUUUAAAAGGGCAAGAGUGUCCAUCUCCUGCUUCCUUUCAGAAUGGGGGAAAAACCAAAUGCCUGUUCUGGCUCCUUCCCUGACUGAACGAACAGAUUCAGUUACACCAAUGCCAUUUUACCUGUUAUGAUUGGAUAAAGGAUAAAGCUAGCAGUACAGAUGGCAGAACAUAUGACUGUAACCUGCCAGCAUGCCUAGAUAAACAAAAAGUUGGUCUACUCUGCCUUCCAUCCUUUAAUGCUGAGACAACAUAAUUGAUUUGAGAAAGCAGUUGGUGAGCAAUUAUGCUAGUGGGAAAGCACGCUGAAAGGCUGUGUGCUUCUGUUUCAGGAAAGGGGACUCUCAGAGGAAGUGUCUUGCAUAUAGACAUUUCUAUUCCUUGUAACUGUUAAACCAGUUGAAGUGGAUUAACACUGAUAACUUCCUAUCCUUGAUGCCAUUUAGCAUAUUAGUACUUUCAAAGGGCAUUACUUGCACAGUCUAAUGCGGUGGGUAAGUGUUGAGUCACUCUAUGAAGUAGUAGUACAUUUUUUUUUGCAGAAGUGAAAAGUAAAACUUACCCAAGUUGUGCCACUGAAGGCAUGGUGGCCGUGGAGUAUUGUGCUACUGUUACCUGGUAUUGAUUCAUUAGCCUGUUCCUGUGACCCCAUAUUAGUCCAUAAAGGGAUGGUUUCUUUCUCCUUGCUGUUCAGGAAAGUAGGUGUAUUCAAAUGGAUCCUAGAUAGGCAGGGCACAUUCUGAGAGAUACUUUCCAAGCUUUUGGUUUAAAAUGAAUCUACUGAAAUCUGAAGGUUGCUGCAGUUUCCUGUAGGUGUUUGAGCUGUAAGAUUUAGUGUUCUUCUCAUGGUAUCCCACAGUUUUCAUUCAAUAUUCUGUGUGUUUUCCCUCCCCAGUGUCAUAGCUUAGUAAAAGUUACAGUCUUCUGAAGAUUGGCUGCUCCCCCUUGGCCUAAUCUGGUUCUGUGACACAGAAGUACUGUUCGAUUUUUCCCUCCCCAGCUAUCCAGCAGAUUUUAGUCCCGGUUUGUUCAGUGUGUAAGAAGGCCUGAAUGCUGAGGCUUUGGGGUUUUUGUAUGUAUGAGUAAGGAUACAAGUUGCCAUGAAUUCAAGACACAAGGAGGGGCUGAGGGAGGUUAGAGGCCACUGUGAAAAAACAGGGUAAUGUUUGCGAGGGGUCUAGAGGAAUGGCUGGGGUAUAUCUGUUUAAUUACCCUAGCUAAAGAAAGGAAGCAUAUGGUGAUAUGGCAACCUUCAGUUUUUCAUCAAAGAUGAAAAUUUUUCAUCAAAGGUGAAAACUGCAUGGGAGAAAAAAAAAAGUCAUAUAUUGAAUUUUGACUGGUAUGAAUAUUCUCACUGUAGCCUUCGUAUGCAGCAUAACAACAAGUGAAGCAGAUAGACUAUGAGUGUCUUUGGCCCUGCUCCAGCUAUGAGGGGAGAUGGUGUGUAUUAUGUCUUUCUGAAUCAGCUGCUGCAGGAGAUGUGUUUCUCUCUUGGGUCAGAGUCGUUCCACAGCUUAUAUGCUGUGAUACAACAGUGUUCUCUUCCAAGCACUGGGCUGGAAAUCGGGUCUGGUUAAUGGAAAACUUUUCUCUGAAAUGUGACUUAAGACCCAAAUUACUCCGAUCUGUCCAUAAAAUCUGCAAGCCACUUUGUUUUCAAAAGCAUUUGGCCCCUUCCCUGUUUGCUCAGCUAACCCUCCUAUUAAUAUGCAUACAGCUCAAGUGCACUGAGCACUGCUGCUCCUUUGCUACUGCAGGAUGUGAUAAGUAUAGGUUCAGGCAGUGAACCAACAUAGUAAUAAACUGUAAUUGUUUAGUGCACCUUGCCUUCUAAUACAAUUUAAAUCCCUUCUAUCAAAUGCAAAUUUCUAGGUUCCUGAGUGGAGCUUUAAAUAGCAUUUUCUAUGCUCAUUCCUUAUCUUUUGCCAUCCACAAAGUGGUCUGUUAGUGACAGUGGGACGGCAUAAUUUGACCCCCAUCAUUUUACCUCCUAAAGGAAAUCUAGAAAUAAUGGGCUAGAUUAAGAAGGAAUUAGUGUUUUUCUGUAGAGUCUCUCUCUUUCUCUUGCCCUCCCCAAGUUAUUAUAUGAGUAUUCUCACCAAAUGCUAUUCAGCAUGCAGUGUUGCUUGCAGUAUGCAAUCAGUAUUUUAAUCACUUUCAUUUUAAUAAGUCAGAGUCUGCUUCCUACUUGCUCCCUUCCCUCUUUCCUCCAAAUAACUUGGUAUAGUUUAGAAUCUUGGGGUGGCUUUAGACAAACUACCUGCCUGCGUUCAGUAGAAAUGCAAAUCCUUUGCUGAGUAGUAGUUGCUUUGGAAAUCAGUCAUUGACCUGUUGUGGAUUAAAGGCAAAAAUGUCAAACUCUUUAAUGAUUUGCCUUAUCUAAGUUUUCAACUAGAAGAAGGGAAGCUUAAAUUGGUCCACUGGGGACAAGAGGCAUAGGGAUGGCUAGAGUAAUGGGAACAGGUAGGAGCAGCUUUGUAAGAUAGAUGGGCAGCAGUGUUUAUAUUCCAAAUCUGAGCAGCUUGGAAGAUGAUGAGGGCUGUUCUUUAGAUUGUGCAUCACAUGUUUGAAUCUUAUUAUUACUUCAGAGACUACCAAAACAGUGAGGGGAGAAAGAAAUCUACCUAUAGGUGUUGGGAGUCUAUUUUUUGGGUAAAAUAACAGAACAUUUAGCUCUGCUCAGUAUUAAAUAGUCUUUUCCAAAUUCCUCCUCAUUGUUACCUCAGCUGUAAAAUGGGGAGUUUGUGCUCUGCUGAAGCUUAAUUAAAUGACUGUGAAGUGCUUUGGGAUCCUGAGGUGAAUGUUACAGAAAUUAUUUUGUGGAAGCCUGGCUGGAAAGUCCCAUCUCAUCUCCAGUUACUAAAAAGGCUUUAUUUUAAUUUUCCCAGGUUUAUUAUGUUUUAACCAGACAAUUAUUAAGCAAGUCUUAAUCUUACCAAGAUAGAAAUCUAUUAAAUCUAAGAGACAGCUGAAAAAGAUAAUGAACUGCUUUACUACAUGUGCUUUUAGGACCUAAUCUUUACAGUUGGUAUGCUACUUCAUUUCUGCCUCCUGCAUGAUCUGGGUUCAUCAUACUCAUACUGAUUGCUCUCAUGAUAUCUUUUUUUUUUUAAUACAAAUUACUUUUUUGUCAUCCUGAUGUCUUAGUGCUGUCUGCUAUGUGUACUAAUCAGCACGAUUAACAUCUAUCACAUCAUUUGUUCUCAUCUUCUCCCCAGGAGCAAGGGGUGCAAUGGUGUGUGCAACUUGACAGUGGAAGAGUUUGUGUGGUGUGCCAUAGGUUUGUCAGAGAAAGUAAGUUAGAAGGAAUCUCUGCCUUUUCAGUCCGUGUGCAAGGAAUAGCUUAUUACAUAAUUCUGCUCUUCCUAAUUUUUAAGCUUGAAAGUGUUUUCUGAAACACUGAACUAUGCAACAAAAUUCUUAGCCUUUUAGCAGUGGUCACAUAACUGUAUAAAUCUUGUUGUGGAAUCUCUGGGUCAUAGGAGAGCCUGCCAUGGUGUUGAUAACUUCAGCGGUUAUGGAGUGAUCAUUAUCAGGAUGCUGAGAGUAUCUCAAGAGAUUUGUUUAGUAGUCAAGGAGUUUGGGGAAACUUUCAAAUCAAUGAAACUUAGCUUCCUGGUUCCAGUGAAAACAAUUGAAGCUAAGAGAGAUCAGCACUUCUGUGGGUGAUCUUAAUGAGCUACCUCACUGACAGAAAUGGUGUCUGGUUUAGGUGAUGGUCUCUGGUAGCAGCAGAGAACCAGUCUUUGCCCGGUUCCUUUCAGUUUCAACAAAUAAACCAGUGUUGUGGGAAGUGAUCAAGAACACCUAAUAUUCCUGUUUCUAUUACACAGUGAAACAUUAAGCACGAGCCCCAUUGAUUGCAUUGGUUUCUGCUGCUUUCUCCAUGGAAUUCAAAACAUCAUCAACCAAAGCCCUUAAAAGAUGAGGCUGUAGCUCCUUUUGUUAUCAGUGUUGACUUGCCAAAGACAUGCAGUUUGUUCCCUGUUUGUCUUCAGUGAGAAAUUCUCUGAGGUGCAGUGAUAAUUUGUCUGGAUGGCAACAUAAAGGAACUGUAAUCUUUCUUUUUGCUUGAUCAAUGUGGAGAUUGUGCUUUUUCUUCAUAUGUAUUUCCAUUCAAUUCUGGGUGAUUUCUUCUGACCUAGCAAAGAACUCUCAGCAACUUCUCUGAGAAGUGGUGAUCUGAGCCGCCUUCUCACCUCUUCAGGGAAAGGAGUUUGCUGUUGCAAAACAACAUCCCUCUUGGUUCAUAAGAAUUUACUGAUCCUGAGGAUACAGCACAAAAAUUUUUUUCUGUGGUCAGGUAUUUGCGUAACCCUGUAGAGCUGAUGCCAUUGAAUGAACAGAACUUCACACAAAGUGGGGGUGGGAGGCUGAAAGCAGGGGCAGACUUUGAGAGUGGUUUGAUGCAUGGCGUGCCAUGGAUUAUGUAUUUGUAUCCCAUGAAUUAUCAGUGUAUAAAAUAACCAGUGAAACUUUUAACAAAAGCACCAUUUACAUCGCCGAACAGUGGUGAAUUCUAAUGCUUAUAUUUGUAUUGUUACACUGACUUGAAUUUUUGAAUGUUUAGCUAAUUGUGUUGUUACUAAGACUAUAGUUGUAUGAACUGUUUCAUUCAGUACUCCAGUAGUAAACAUUUGCUAAGAGGUUGCUUUCCCUGCCUGCCUUGUUUUCACCACAGUCAUCUAGUGUUUACAUACAUUUUAGCCUCUGUGCCAUUUUUGAAGGCUUUAUUUGUCUCAUUUACGUUUUUGGUUUGGAUAAUACUUAAAUAUGAAAUCCAUCUGGGAAACAUAUUGUAUAUUCACGUUGAGGGGUAAAACCAGUUUUUAAUUAAAAUUUUAUACAGCACUUGUA
This is a messenger RNA of Harpia harpyja (harpy eagle), 7541 nucleotides long. It is a transcript of the gene SPATA6, whose product is annotated as spermatogenesis associated 6. The record is from RefSeq and is a predicted model, not a curated record. Gene Ontology annotation, molecular function: myosin light chain binding. NCBI's taxonomy places the organism in Eukaryota, Metazoa, Chordata, Aves, Accipitriformes, Accipitridae. Gene Ontology annotation, biological process: motile cilium assembly; spermatogenesis. Bases 208 to 1644 code for a protein of 478 amino acids. The transcript is spliced from 13 exons.